AUGGCGUACGCGGGCUACGCCCCGGGACACCGCGUCGUCGAGCGCACGCCGCUCGAGCGCGCGCUCCGCGCGAUCGCGCGCCCGGAGACGCUCGAUCUGCUCGAGCGACUGAGCAAGAACGUCGCGCGCGCGCCGAGCGAGGCCAAGUAUCGAAAGUUGAAGCGCGCGAACGCGACGAUCGGGCGAGAGAUAUUCGACGACGAGCGCGCGAUGCGGGCGAUGAUGACCAUGGGGUGGAUCGCGGAGACGAUCGAGGGGUCGGAGUGCCUGACGCUGCCGAGAGGGACGACGACGACGAUGCGAGAGGUGCGCGCGAUGGACGAGGCGCGGACGGCGCUGCGACGAAGGCUGGAGGAGGAGAUGCGGGCGAAGAUACGAGCGAGAGCGAUGGCGAAUGAUCCGCGGAGAGCGGCGCUGAGGGAGGCGGUGGAGGCGGAUCGAGCGGAACGCGCGGUGAGGGAACCGGUGACGACGGGGUCGCGCGCCGCGGCGCGAGGGACGGGGACGACGGUGACGGCGAAGGAGGUCGGCGCGUCGGGAAGCUCGGGGUGCUGA
Ostreococcus lucimarinus CCE9901 is the source of this 555-nucleotide messenger RNA. RefSeq lists its product with no specific name. The transcript has a single exon. Lineage: Eukaryota; Viridiplantae; Chlorophyta; Mamiellophyceae; Mamiellales; Bathycoccaceae. The record is from RefSeq and is a predicted model, not a curated record. Bases 1 to 555 code for a protein of 184 amino acids.